AUGCCAAGCACUAAAGCAAGCCUUGAAUCUAUAAAUGCAUUACUUAAUAAGCAACAAGAAAAACUCCAACGAUUAGAAACCACUGAAGAGGAAAAGAUUGAAGAACUCAAAAAACUUCCGCCAAAUAGUGACGCGACUGGAGGCUUGAUGAGUUACUUACGAAACGCAAAAGCCGAAAAGGAAGCACUUCAAAAGGAAAUACAGGAAAAUAAGGUAACCAUCAACGACCUUACGCGACAACUCGACGAAGCAAAAGGGGGUGAUAUCGAUAGUCAAUUCGAAGCCGUCCAGGAGGAAAACCAAGUAUUGCAGGGGCGCAUAGAAGAAUUGGAAGACGAAUUCAUGAAACAAGGCAGGCUAACUACUGAAAGUCAUGCCGCCGAAAUUGCAGACUUUAAAGCUAGGCUCUCUAAGCUGCUAGAAGAAAUGAGCGCAGCAAGGAAUCAACUAAGGGUUGCUUUGAAUGAAUCGGCGGGGAAAGACGCAGAACUACAGCGCUUGGGAAAAGAAUUAAUGGAGUCCGUUGACAGAGAAAGGCAAGUAAUGGCGGACAAGGCAGUGGCGGAGGAACGAAUACGACAACUUCGACAGGCCGUCGAAGACUUGGAGGGGCAAAUAGAGCGGCAGCAGGAAAUAAGUAAUGACCAAACUCGUUCCGAAGAAGAAAGGGAAGCAGCUCAAAGGGAAUUAGAGGCCCUUUAG
Actinia tenebrosa (Australian red waratah sea anemone) is the source of this 702-nucleotide messenger RNA. Its product is annotated as tropomyosin Tod p 1.0102-like. NCBI's taxonomy places the organism in Eukaryota, Metazoa, Cnidaria, Anthozoa, Actiniaria, Actiniidae. The record is from RefSeq and is a predicted model, not a curated record.